CCAAAACUUUGAAUCACCCUCCUCUUUUGAGCUCCUGAUAUCCGUGCCCCCACGACCUGACGACAGUCCGAACCUCUGGAACCCGCCUUUUUUGCUCUUGUUCAAUUGGGAUUUCUAUAAUUUCCCCUUCGCACUUUAUCGCAGAUUCCUAUCAAGAUGUCUCCGACUGCUGGUACUGGACGGGAGAAGGAGUCGAACACCGCGCGACUCCUGGGCUCCGGCUCCGCUGGUAUCGCUGAAUUGGCCGUCUUCCACCCCGUCGACACCAUCGCGAAGCGCUUGAUGAGCAACCAGACCAAGAUCUCCGGCGUCGAGCAGCUCAACAAGGUCAUCUUCAAGGACACCGCCAACGCGACAGCGGGCCGCAAGUUCGUUUCGCUCUUCCCCGGUCUGGGAUACGCCGCCGGCUACAAGGUCCUCCAGAGAAUAUACAAGUAUGGCGGUCAGCCCAUCGCCAGGGACUUCUUGGCCAAGAACUACGGCGAGGACUUUGAGCGCGCUUUCGGCAAGAAGACUGGCAAGGCUAUCAUGCACUCCACCGCCGGCAGUUUGAUCGGUAUCGGAGAGAUCGUCCUCCUUCCCCUCGACGUCCUCAAGAUCAAGAGACAGACAAACCCCGAGGCCUUCCGCGGCCGUGGUGUCUUCAGAAUCGUCGCCGACGAGGGCUUCGGCCUGUACAGAGGUUGGGGCUGGACCGCCGCCCGUAACGCUCCUGGUUCCUUCGCUCUCUUCGGUGGUUCCGCCUUCACAAAGGAGUACCUUUUCAAGCUCGAGGACUACAACAAGGCCUCGUGGUUCCAGAACUUCAUCGCCUCCAUCGCCGGUGCCUCCGCCUCCCUCCUCGUCUCCGCUCCCCUCGACGUCAUCAAGACCCGUAUCCAGAACCGCAACUUUGAGAACCCCGAGAGUGGUUUCAGAAUCAUUUCCAACAUGAUGAAGAACGAGGGUGCCACCGCUUUCUUCAAGGGUCUGGUUCCCAAGCUCCUCAUGACUGGACCCAAGCUGGUCUUCUCAUUCUGGCUUGCACAGACCCUCAUUCCCGCCUUCGACGGCAUGAUUAAGAAAUAAACGAAGAAGAAAAGGAGCCUAGACGGUCACAACAAAAAAGAAAAACAAGCAACGGCGUUGGAUGGGUAGAACGUGGAGUCUCGGAGCUGAGCCCGAUAGAUCGUUGGACAUGACGAAGACUCGACGAAAGGGUAUAGACAAAGAUGAGAAAGCGAGGCCUAGCAGCUACCCAAAAAGAAGGUUGGCUUGCGGCCCGGUUAAUGUACAACAAAGUAGGGUUCAUCUUGAUGAGAAAAAUCGC
Molecule: messenger RNA, 1309 nt
Organism: Colletotrichum scovillei
Lineage: Eukaryota; Fungi; Ascomycota; Sordariomycetes; Glomerellales; Glomerellaceae
Exons: 7
Coding region: 157-1068 (303 amino acids)
Cellular component (GO): mitochondrion
Molecular function (GO): guanine nucleotide transmembrane transporter activity
Source: RefSeq, a predicted model, not a curated record